AGCACUCGGUACGGUACGCUUUUCACUCGACGCGCGAGCUCCUCGAUCGCCGCGGUUCGCGAUCGUGUUUCGCGCCUCUACAAGGAAGCGCUCCCUCUGACUCAAAGUGCCGUGUGUAUUUAGUGCCCAGCUUCGAGUGCCGUCCUUCCGGGGCUCGGCAGAGUGCAACGAUGUUACGGUGCUGCCCAACCGCCAGCCGGUGAUAAGGUACACAGGCUCCCCGCGAGUGACCGAGUGAUUUCCGCGCAAAACAGGAACACGCUUCGAACACCGACAUACCGGCGGCACUGUUCGAUGGGCCCAAACAAGCGAGGAGGCCAAUAAACCGAACGAAAACGAAACGAAGUUCCGAGUCGCAACCCACAACACUGGCUAACAGCAGCAGCCCAGCCGUCGUUUGGUGGUUGUCGAUUGAUUAGUACUUUUGAUUAACCAUUAAUCAACACAGCGAUCGGGGCCGUGCCGUAGGACGUAGGAGUGCACCCGGUGCGGCAGCCAAACACCCCGCAAACGGAUUGCGGUGCACCGGAACCGUUAUUGAUCCGGUGCGGGUGUGCUACACAUUGAGGAACAACGAGGCGCAUGAAAUCAACCGAAAAUAUGGGCAACAUGUUCCUGCUCAUGUUCGGCCUGCAGCUGGUCUGCCUUCGCUGUGUCAGCGCUUCUUGGGGCUCGCCCGACAGCAACCAGUACCACAUUCAGACGGAUGAGGGUCCCGAGCGCUACUUCCGCUACCAAACGGACAAUGGCCAGUUCCGCAAGGAGAAACGGUUGCAGGAUGGCACGGUGAUAGGAACGGAUGCCUGGAUUGACGCAUCGGGCUACCUCCGGCAGAAUGAUUACAUCGCCGACCACAAGGGCUAUCGGAUUCUGAAAUCGAAAACGGUCUACGUCGGACGAGACCGCCCGAUACAGGAUGCGAUAAAAGUUGCCAAAACUAAGCCGGCGGACUCAGGUAUCCUGGUGCCAUCGGAUCCAUCCUACGAGCCACCAGCGCCACCUCCACCAGCUCCUCCCCAGCAUCGACAACCCAUUCAACCGGUCGCCAUUGGUCCCUCCACACCCGGGCCGAUCUCUCUGCACCACGUCACACCCUCCUUGCACGCCGUCUACGUACGUCCUCACUCCGAGCCGAUCGCUUCAAACCAUCUGCCUCCAUCGCCUUCAGCCGGCCAGUAUUAUCCUACCGCAACGCCAAGACCACUCGACAUCUACGUUCCGUCGACCACCUACGCCCCACUUCCCGGGAACGACCUGUCAUCGGCACCGAUCGCGGUGUACGCACCGUCGUCCACACCGUCCCCGCUGCGUGACGGUUCCGAAGCUCAUCUACCUCCGCUGGUGCUGUUCCGCAGCGGUCACAUUGCGGCCACAACGUACUCACCACCGCACCGUCGCCGAAGACCCAAUCAACCGCAACGACGACCGGACGAACAGAUCGUCAUCGGCUCGUCGCGGCCCUACGUCGAAAGUUCGACUCCGGUCGCCAUCAGCCUCCAGCAGCACCAGCUCGGACCCUCGGAUAACAACCUGCUCGACGGCUACGGAGACUUCAAUCGUGAUCUGAUCGAACCACCGGUGAACCGGUACGAUCGAUACAACAGUCGGUACACCGUGGACCCGAUCCGUCGGGCGGACACCGCCGAGUCCCAUCCGUACGAUGGGGUGGCCGUGACGAACGAUGGCUUCCGAUACUAUCUGCCGCGGCAGUACCACGAGGAGCGCCACUCGGGCUCGGAUACUCGCGACGGUUCGUUCGGAUACAUCGAUCCGUUCGGCAUACGGCGCGUCGUUUACUACAACACCGGUCCCGAGAAGGGAUUCGUACACCGGAAGAACAACCGAUUCGUGGGCUUCAAUGCGACGCCCUACGAUCCGAGACCGGGCGAAGCGUAGGACAGGAAGAACAUCAAGCUCCUGUCCACACAGUCUGCUCAUCUGUCUCUCUCUCUCUCUCCAACUCUUUCCUAGCAACUGAACCCAUCGUCGAAACGGUUUAAUUAUUUAUUUCCCACUAAACACUCUGCUUCGUAGCUUAAACAUCUGAUCAGAAGAACGGUACCUGGUAACGGCAGGCCCUAGGGUGAUCCUCGCUUUUUCGCCUCCCUCCGAACCGACCAGCCUAGCACGGAUUUCAGUUAACCAGCAACAACCUCCCCGAAUCGAAUAGCUCGGUGCGCUCAGUUUAGUUUGUCGGCGGUCGGUGCGAUCUCACGUGCAGUGACUACGCAUCGUGAUCUUCUGACUUUUUUGGGCAGAUUCCUGCCGUGCAUCAUAAACCAUCCCCGUGACAAUGGGAGUUGAUCACCAACCAUUUCAUUUCAAAUUUAAAUCAGCCACCGUUCGUAUUUUGCGGCCCAAAGCGAUGUCACCGUUCAAUUUUCGUUACGCGUUGGUAGUCGUUUACUAUUUGGCCAUUAAUGUGACCCCCGGCAAGCAAUUUCGUUUGAUCGAUUGCGUUCGUGGGCAGCGUUUAACCGUGCUUUUCGUGGCGCAAAGUGGCAGAGAUUGAUUGCAUUAUGCUGUUUCUAGUUGAGUUUUUUGCUGUCCCCGAAUUGCGUCAGAUCUUGUUCCGAAAGUAAUUCGUGCAACAAUCUUUUGGCACCAUCUAACCUUAGGUGCGAUGUAAGACGUGUAAUUUACUGUAUGUGAUGAAGCGGGAAAAAAGCAACAUUAUUAAUGGACCUUCGACCGCUUUGGGCCCUAACUAGGACAGGAACUACCAAUUACGCCGAGUGGUGGCAAUUAUUCCCCCAAAAAUGGAGCCCAUUCUCACCCAGCAUAGCCUUGGAAAGAUCGCACGAAUAGACUGAAAAUGGUAUUUGACCAUUUUUAGUUUCUUUUCCCCUGUCCGAUGCAAAUCUCCGCUCGUAGCGUGUCCUCGUACAGCUCAUUCGUCCGACCGCCACGACACUAAGCCGGCGCCAUGUGUACGAUAUGCCGAAUGUUUUUGCAAAUUGCCAUAAUCUUAAGCCUUAGAGUAUAACCUAAGUUUUAGAAGCAAACACGUGCUACCCACAUCGGAUCGGUUGCUGGUAGCGGUAGUAUUUAUAGGGAUGCAGUGCUUAGUUUGCGUCCCCAAUAGUGUAUUCCCAAGUUAACGAGAAACCUACUUGCCAUAUAACCCGAAAGAAGACCACUGUGUGUGGAGAGCAGUUGGCGUUCAGCAAAAAGAUUCCAGUGUUCAUCCGAUCACAAAACCAGUGCACUAAUAUGUGAUCCGCCGCUUUGCUUUAAAACUUCUGUUCAUCCACCUCAAGCAUCAGGAACGCACGCUAGCUCGUAUGCCAUUUCUCCGGCAAUAGAUCUUCAUUUCCGUUCAUGCGCUAACGCUGACAAGCGGCCCGGUAUGUCGUAAGUCGUAAAUUUUAACACAAAACCAGUACAAGAAAUGAACUUCCGUUACGGAGAAUGCCGCACUGUGGUCGUCGUAGACACUACGACGACAGCUCAUGGCGGUACUGUACGAGAGCACUAAAGCGCGCUGUCCGCAAUCGCGGUAUAACGAGUAAGGCUUGUUUUGAGGUACGAUCACGGCACGGAAGCCACCGCAUACAUUCUCGGCUCGGCUUCCGCGUUACCCAGCCCAGUAUUUUAAUAAAGAUACGAUUUUCAUCGAGUGAUUCAA
This is a messenger RNA of Anopheles cruzii, 3628 nucleotides long. RefSeq lists its product as uncharacterized. The record is from RefSeq and is a predicted model, not a curated record. Gene Ontology annotation, molecular function: structural constituent of chitin-based larval cuticle. NCBI's taxonomy places the organism in Eukaryota, Metazoa, Arthropoda, Insecta, Diptera, Culicidae. Gene Ontology annotation, cellular component: chitin-based extracellular matrix. The coding region runs from base 583 to 1896 and encodes 437 amino acids. The transcript is spliced from 5 exons.